This is a messenger RNA of Perognathus longimembris pacificus (Pacific pocket mouse), 831 nucleotides long. It is a transcript of the gene Ufsp1, whose product is annotated as UFM1 specific peptidase 1 (inactive). The record is from RefSeq and is a predicted model, not a curated record. The transcript has a single exon. Bases 109 to 774 code for a protein of 221 amino acids. NCBI's taxonomy places the organism in Eukaryota, Metazoa, Chordata, Mammalia, Rodentia, Heteromyidae.
UCCGCCUCUCCAGUCAUCCCGUGGUCCGCUCCGGCUCAGCUCGGCGAGCACCCCAGGCCAGACCCUACGCUGAGGAAUCCCAUCGAGUUACGCUGUGCGCGGCAGGUGAUGGGGGCCGCGACGCCGCUGCGGGACGUGCACCAGGGCCUGGCUCCGCCAAGCGGCGGCCCCGCGCGCGUGGCGCUCCUGUCGGGCCACUAUCUCUACUACCACUACGGCUGCGACGGCCUGGAUGACCGCGGCUGGGGCUGCGGCUACCGCACGCUGCAGACGCUGUGUUCCUGGCCCAGGGGCCUCCCCGCUAGCGUGCCGGCGCUGGACGCCGUGCAGGCCGCUCUGGAGGACAUGGGUGACAAGCCCCCAGGCUUCCGGGGCUCCCGGAGCUGGAUCGGCUGUGUGGAAGCCAGCCUCUGCCUGGACCACUUCGAGGGCCCUGUGGGGCGCCUGUGCCACGUGCCCCGCGGGGCUGGGCUUCGGGGGGAGCUGGAGAGGCUCUACUCCCACUUCACGGGGGGCGGGGGACCCGUGAUGGUGGGAGGGGACGCGGAUGCCCGCUCCAAGGCCCUGCUGGGAGUCUGCCUGGGGCCUGGCGCCCAGGCCUACGUAUUGAUUUUGGACCCGCACUACUGGGGCACCCCGAAAAGCCCCAGUGAACUGCAGGCCGGCGGGUGGGUGGGCUGGAGAGAGGUGAGCACAGCCUUUGACCCCAACUCCUUCUACAACCUGUGUCUGACUAGUCGGGACUCCGAGAAGCAGCCACCCACCCUGGACUGAGGGCCUGGGGGCCCAGAACUGAACCAUCCUUGUGUGCUCCUCCUCGGGGCUCCCAGC